GAAGAUCAAAAGUGAUGGGGUUAGUUUUAAGUGGGCUUGUUACGCCAAUCUCUCUCUUUUCCUCACUUUCCUCACAUUCUCUCACACACAGCACCACACCGUUCUCCAAAGAAGCCACAACUUGGCGACCAUUUUUUGAUCUUUCGGCCAAAUAGUGAACUUGUUGAAAGGUAAUAUUUUUACCGAACCAGCUUGUUUCUACGCCCCAGGUAAUCAAGUCCUACAAACUAUUUAGUUCUUUGACUAAGAGUGUUGGUGACGAAGCCAAGUGUAGAGGGAAAAGCUUCUUCAGCAAUCAACAAUGGCUGAUGAAGAUUACAACGAUUUGGACAUGGGAUAUGAGGAUGAGCCCCCAGAGCCCGAGAUCGAGGAAGGUGCAGAGGAGGAUUUAGAGAACAAUGCCAAUGAAGAUGCUCCGGUAGAGAUUGAAGGUGAGGAGAGAGAAGAGCAGGAACCAGUUGAACAUCCUCGUAAGACCUCAAAGUACAUGACAAAAUAUGAGCGUGCCAGAAUAUUGGGUACCCGUGCUCUGCAGAUCAGUAUGAACGCACCUGUGAUGGUUGAGUUGGAGGGUGAAACUGACCCACUUGAGAUUGCAAUGAAGGAGCUUCGUGAGCGGAAAAUACCUUUCACCAUCCGCCGCUACUUGCCAGAUGGAAGUUAUGAAGACUGGGGAGUUGAUGAACUGAUUGUGGAAGACUCAUGGAAGAGGCAAGUGGGUGGCGAUUGAUCAGUCAUUAAUUGGACUAAGGGAGUUCUGAAUGAUGUGAAUUCAAAGUUUGUAGCUCCCUAUUUUUGGACCCCCACCCAAAAAAAAAAAAAAAAAAAAAAAAAAAAAAAAAAAAAAAUUACUGGUUUAACUUCAGACUACUGAUCCUAAGUGCGUUAAUCUCGUACGUAACUCACAUUUAGUAGUGAUGUAGUUAUUAUUAUUAUUAUUUAUUUUUAAUUAUAUGCC
Molecule: messenger RNA, 958 nt
Organism: Quercus robur (English oak)
Lineage: Eukaryota; Viridiplantae; Streptophyta; Magnoliopsida; Fagales; Fagaceae
Product: DNA-directed RNA polymerases II, IV and V subunit 6A-like
Exons: 7
Coding region: 302-730 (142 amino acids)
Biological process (GO): DNA-templated transcription
Cellular component (GO): nucleus; RNA polymerase II, core complex; RNA polymerase III complex
Molecular function (GO): DNA-directed RNA polymerase activity; DNA binding
Source: RefSeq, a predicted model, not a curated record